AUGUACAAGUACUUGCAAGAGGACAAUGGCCAGUCCCAGCUGAGUGCGUUUCAGCUCAGUCUCUGUUUUGCGCCGCAUUCCAGGCCAACAGGCUACCUCUCAUCUCGCCUGUCCAUCUCCAUUGCCUGGUCAUCACUGCGUGCGCCAUCGAUGACGCCCAUCACCACCCGAUCGACGUAUCCGUCCCUCUCAACCCUUGACCACCCCGUCACCAUGUCCCCACAGAAAAAGUCAAGUGCCAAAGAGCCUGCAAGUUCUGUCGGAAAAGUCACACUACAUGUGAAGACACGCGACCGUGUCAGCGAUGACAUUGCACAACUCUGCCUUCAAGAUGAGGCUGACCAACUGCAACAACAAGCUCAGCAGCAGGCCCAGCAGCAACUAGCAGCCGCGGCAGCGAGUGGGCAGAUGGGCAGUAGCGGCUCGCGACCGAUUGUGCCCAGCAAGCGGCGCGGAUUCUCCACAUCAAGCUACGACGAGGACCGUCCCGAAGACCGUGCAGCCCUCGCAGCGGCAACACAAGAGUAUGUCAACGGCGUCGCUGGGCCAGGACCAAACUCGACUCCGAGUCCCGUGCGUGGGACAGACUUGAUCUCCAACGUGCCCUUGCCCCAAAUCUCGCCUCAAGACCAGUUCCGCCCACUCGGCGGGUUUGCAGACGAGAUGCAACAGGCCCACAUGGCCGCUGCAGCAGCUGCAGCGUCAGGCGGUUCCGUGCCGCAGUGGUAUGACCCGAGCUCGUUCCAACACGCGCUGGAGAAGAUGGACACGCCAUCAAUACCGGGCCACACAGGCCGGUCGGGUACCACGGGUGCUACACCUGACUUUUCUUGGAGUGCGCUCGUCGAGGGCAUGCUGUCAGAGCCGGGUCCGCAGACUCCAGGCGAGUUUGCUUGGCUCCAGAACCAGACAAAUGGCAGCGGAGGGACACCGUCCUCUUCCCUCAUGCCCCACCAGCAACAGGGCAGCACGCCUGGAAACGCAAACCAGACAACAUCCAGCAACAGCAACAUGUCGCCCUCGGCGCAACGAGAGUUUAGGCCAGAAAUGUCUCUCUCCCCGGGCUCGGGUAUGCCAGGACCCGACGACCCCGUCGAGCCGUUCAAUUACACCUUUUCCUACUCGCGUCUGCGGUCAUUUGCCAACGAGCUCGGCAACGCCGAGUUCCAGCGCCGAGUCUCGACGGCCACGGAGCGGUUCAAGCCCAUCCUCCACGGUUGCCUGUCGACCUACACGGACGAACAGAUUGUGCAGUCUGAAGUCCAGUUCCUGACCUACGUGCGCAAUUGGCAGGCAUUCUGCGAAACCAUCCCCGUGCCCGCGUGCGUGUGGAGGAGGACAGGCGAGAUUUACGCUGCCAACCGCCGUUUUGUCCACAUGCUCGACUUGCAACCCGACGUCAUUAGGCGGGGGCGUCUGGCAACAUACAUGAUCCUCGACCCGCCGUCGUUUAUGGACUACUGGGAAGAAUAUGCAUCGCAGGUCCUCGCCAACCUCUCCGACCGGAACAACUUCGACACGGUCCUACAAGUGGGCUUUGCCAAGCGCGGCUACUCGGCCAAGACGCACCUGCUCAGCUCAUCGAUGCAGUUUGACAGCUUCGGCCUCCCCAUGGCCGCGACAGGGCUGUUCACCGCCCUCCAACCCCUCCCCACCGGUCCCGGCUCCAACCAGGCCACCACGAGCACGAACGCGGCCACCACUACCGCGUCCGGCCCCGAUAGCGGCGGCCCUGGCGCCAGCGUCCCACGCCUAUCGGUCUCGGCGGGCUCUGGCGAGCCCACGAUUGAUGUGCAGGUAGGUGGCACAUCAAGCAACCCUAUCUACCGUCCUGUCGCCCUGUCCUCUCUUGCCAAAAUGUGGAUCAUGUGA
Molecule: messenger RNA, 1872 nt
Organism: Apiotrichum porosum
Lineage: Eukaryota; Fungi; Basidiomycota; Tremellomycetes; Trichosporonales; Trichosporonaceae
Exons: 5
Coding region: 1-1872 (623 amino acids)
Cellular component (GO): nucleus
Molecular function (GO): RNA polymerase II transcription regulatory region sequence-specific DNA binding
Source: RefSeq, a predicted model, not a curated record